Messenger RNA from Chironomus riparius, 1209 nucleotides. Lineage: Eukaryota; Metazoa; Arthropoda; Insecta; Diptera; Chironomidae. The record is from the annotation of a GenBank genome assembly.
AAAAGUGAUGUGAAAAAAUUUUUAUUUAAUUUGUGAUAAGCACAAGAAAUCAAGAAAAUCAAGUCAUGUCGUGGACAAUUUUCAGUCUUAUUGUUUUUGUUAUUUCGAUAAUUCAAGUUACUCAAAUAUUUGCACAGGACGAUGAGAAAAAUCUUUAUAGCAAGCGAUACGAUUCUAUUGAUGUGGAAACAAUCUUUAGGUCCACAAGAUUAUUAAAUAAUUAUGUGGACUGUUUAUUAGAUAAAAAGCCAUGUCCACCGGAGGGUAAAGAUUUGAAACGUGUUUUACCGCAUGCAUUGCGUACGAAAUGUGCUCGUUGUACAAAACUACAGAAGGCGAAAGCACUUGAUGUAAUUACGAGACUCUACUAUCAACAUCCACAAGUUUAUCUUUCACUUGCUGAGCGUUAUGAUCCGAACGGAGCAUAUACAAAAAAUUUUGAGAACUGGUUUGAUGAGCAGAACAGUGUUAAGCCUCGACCACCUAUUCCAGAUUUUGGAAACAUUCCAUUGUCCGACACUCCAUCAUCAGAAGGUCAAGGUCCUAAUCGACGUAGUCCAAGCAUUGGCGCUGAAUCAAGCACAAGUAUUAAUAAUUUAGAUUUUACUCAACGAUCGCGAAUCCCAUCAUCGUGGAUUACAAUGACGACUACAACAACCGAAAAAUCAACUACAUCUAGAGCACCUUUAAGAACGACGCAUGGAUCGAGGACAACAGUGAAAGUACUCGAUAAACCAUCAACAAUUAGAGCGCCUCCACCACCUUCAACAGUUAAUAACCCGAACUUUUUCUUCUUUCCUCGUCCCGAUGGUCCGAUUACACAUUCUAUUAACAAGCUUUUAGACACGACAGAUAAACUUGCUGUUAAUUUUGCAAAUAUGUUUAAAACGACACUCGAAAUACUUGCUGGAUAAUAAUGUGAUGAUUUAUGGCUGAUUUCAAAAAAUUUCUUUAAAUUUUAGAAGACUAAAUUGAUGGAAUUUAUAAAUUUUAGGCUUAAAAAUUGUCUGUAUCUCAUAUUUGCUGACAUGAAUCAAAUGAAAGAAGCCAUUAGCUCCCACAGAAUCUCAAAAAGGAUCAUCAGAAGAAUUUCUAUAGAUAAAUUAUUUAUGAUCACACAAAAAUCAUUAGCAUUAAUGCAUAGAGAAUAAGAGAAUGAAUGCAGGAUGGGGAGACGAGAGAGCGAGAGCAUCGAGAAAUGAAGUCAAU